This is a messenger RNA of Didymodactylos carnosus, 5517 nucleotides long. The record is from the annotation of a GenBank genome assembly. Lineage: Eukaryota; Metazoa; Rotifera; Eurotatoria; Philodinida; Philodinidae.
AUGCGCGGUCUAAAGUCCUAUUUGGAUGGCUUUAAAGAUGUCAAGAACUAUUUACAACUGCAAUUCAAUAUGUUAUUAAAUAAAAUGCCAUUUACGCAACCUGAAACAGUCACUGUUAAUGAAAUAACACAAUGGAUAACAGAUGGUGCUAGUACAGAAUGGAUUGAUGAUCAAGGACAAACAGUUUUAUGUAAAGCAGUUGAUGCAAACAAAUUUGAUUUGGUUCAAGCGCUAUUGGCAGCCGGGGCCAACACAACAUUCAAAAACAAAGAUGGCUUAACACCGAUACAAAUUGCUCAAAAUAAAACUCCAAUCAAUGGUCAACUUGUUAAAACAUUGGAAAAUCAUGCUAUUAAUAAUGAAUUAAAAUCAUUAAUUCUCAGUCAAACAGCAACAGUUGAUGAUAUUCGUUCACUUUUGCUGAAAGGUGCCGAUAUCAAUACUAUUUUGAAUGCAAAUCAAGAUCGACCUUUGCAUUUGUUGCUAAAGAACAAAGGAAUACCGGAAAUGGUUAAUGCAUUUGUUAAUGAAUUUAGUUCUGAUACGGAACAAAUGAAUUCUAAUGGACAUCGACCCAUUGAAACCGCUGUUUUGCAUGCUGAUGAUAACGUACUCAAUGAAAUAUUUAAGCUGAAGCAGUUUACGACAGACUCAUUUCUCAAUACAAAAACUAAUAAAAGUUUAUUGACAUUUGCCACAGAACAGAAGAAACUGUCAGCUGUGAAAGCAAUACAAACGGAAUUAAAUCAACGUUUAUGGUCAUGUAUUUCCUUUUCUUCUUCUUCUAAUGAUGAUGUUGAAAAGCAACCGAUAACUGAAAUAACUACCGAAGCAACAAAAUUAGUUGAACUUGGCGCACAAAUCGAUCAUAAACAUAAACAAAUUGCUAAUAAAGACAAGGAUGAAUAUUCAAAAUGGACUGUUCUUCAUCUUGCUUGUAAAUUGGGUAAUUUAGAUCUGACGAAAUAUCUUAUUGAUAAAUUACAUUCAAAAGCAUACAAUCAAGCAGUUCAAUCAUCUGGUGAAUAUCCUGUAGCAAUUGCUGCUGAAUAUGGUCAUUUAUCCAUUAUACAAUAUUUGCGAGAAACCUUAGGUAUUGAUUUAAAUGUGGCAGAUUCAAUAAAUAAAGAUACACCAUUACAUAAAGCAGCCAAAAAUAAUCAAUUUUUAGUUUGCCGGUAUUUGGUAUUGUGGGGUGCUGAUCCGGAAGCUGUUAAUUUGGCUCAACAAACACCACUGAUGUUAGCCGAUAAUGGAACAAAAGACAGUAAUAAACAGUUAGUACAAUAUUUGGAACAACUCAAAUUUGAUGAAACACAGCAGCAAGCAUUAACAACAGCAGUGCGACCACGUUCAGCACAUCGACCGGGUCAAGAUUUUGAUUUUUGCAUGUUAGUCGUGCCGCUUCUCGUUGAUAAAGUACAGCCACUCUAUGACAUUUCACCGGCAAGUAACAUGGCACCAAACAUAGUUGCAAACGCUCCGAAUGAUAUACUUCGAAGAGCAGCCACCAAUGGUGAUUUAAACUUGGCUCAAACAGCAAUUGUUAAAAUGGCUGAUGUUCGUCAACGAGACAAAGCUAAUCGAUCGUGUUUUGAUCAAGCACGGAUAUCAAUGAAAGAAAAUCAAUCACAAGCAUUAGCGUCAUUUAAACACGUUGAUCGACAGCGCUAUGAAUCAAUAGCUUAUGGUUGUCGUUUGGUAGCUGAUUAUUUGCAACAACAAGCGCGUUUCAACCUGAUCAAAGCCAUUAAAGAAUCAAACGCCGGUCGUGUUAUUGCUUAUCACCAAUGUGGGGCUCAAUUAACAUCUGAUCUUUUGCUAUUUGCAUGCAGCAGUCAAGGUGACAAUAUUCAAAUCGUUGAUUAUUUGGUCAAUAAUAGCCAGGAGAAUUAUGAAGCAAUGUUUAAAUUUGUUGAUGGACAAUCAUCACCAUAUCAGACAGCUAAGACAAACAAAAAUACAAAUAUAGCAAAUUAUCUCCAAUGGCGUUUAUCAGAUAAAUUAGCCACUGAGGUCAGUCGAAAUGAUCUCAUUCAUGUGAAACAACUCCUACUUGCUGGUGCAUCAGUUGAUGUCCGUGAUAAAAACAAUCUGAGUACAGCGAUUAAACACAAUAAUUUACAAAUGGUGCAGCUAUUGUGUGAAAAUGGGGCUCGACUGACAACAACAACUUCCACAAAUCCCGACAUAGCACUCUAUCUCAAUUGUUGUAUAAUCAAUCAUAAUCUUCGGAAUGCAGCAGCAAAUGGAAAUUUCAAAGAUGUCAUCAAAUAUCAGCGUUUAGGAGCUGAUAUUAAUUCCAAAAAUUGUCAUGGUCAAACCCCGUUAUUACUGUCCAUUCAAUAUGGUGAGUAUUAUCCAAUUGUUCAUUCACUCGUCUCAUGUGGUGCAUCAAUGCUUCACUCAGCUCCAACACAAUCGUCUCUGUUAAUACUGGCAAAAAAACGAAAUUAUGAACAAAUCUCAAAAUAUUUAUCAAAACAAUUAAAUGCACAAAUUCUUUCAGCAAUAUUAGAUAAUGAUACGGCAAAAACAGAAAGAUUAGGUGAAUUGGGUGCUGAUUUUAAAUGGCAAAAUAAAGAUGAUGAUGGAAAAACUCUAUUACAUUAUGCCGUACAAUAUCAUGGUGUUGAAUUAGUUGAUUGGCUUUGUAAAAGAAAUAGUGAUCCAAUGAUUCCAGAUCAGUUGGGCAAUUAUCCGAUUGCAAUUGCCGCUGAAAAAGGUGAUCAUGCUGUUGUGAAAUAUUUUAUCGAUAACUAUGGUACAACAAGAAGUUUACGAAAUAAUGCUGGUCAGGAUGCAUUGGCUAUUGCUAGGAAGAAACAAUUCCAUGCAAUUAUUAAAUUACUCGAUCCCAACUAUAUAAUACCAAAAGGUGCUCAUAAAAAGAAAGUAAUAACAAAACCAAAAUAUACAAAGGACCGUUUGGAUCGUGCCGCAAAAUAUAGUGAAGUACAAAUUAUACAAGAAUUUAUUGAUCAAGAAUAUGAAUCAAAAGAAGAAAAAGCUGCACAAUGCGAAAAUAUGAUGAAAAUUGCUAAAGAAGAAAAAUCAUUUGAAGUAUUAUCAAUGCUACAGGAAUAUUUUACUGAAUUAACUGCUAAAUUAACAUCGGAACAAAUAGCCCGUAAUUUAAUUACACUUAGUGAACGUCAACGAGAAAUUUUUUAUGGUUUUAUGGCUAGUUUAAGUGAUUUAAUAACCGGAAUGAAUGUUAAACUUGAUCCAAACGAUCCACAAGCAUACAAGGACUUAUUGACAAACUUAAUGACAAAUGAUAAACAACGUUCACAAACAAUUCAGUCAAUGAAAACUGAACAAGAUGCAGUUAAAGUGUAUCAGCAAGAACUCAACGCCAUGGAGAAAAAAAUUUCCGAUUUAACUUUAAAUGUUGAUAAAAUAAUGAUGGAUAAAAAUCAGUUAUAUGAACAAAUUCGUACAUUAGAAACAAGUAUAAAGGAUGAUCAAGUUUCAGCAAUUGAUAAAAAGAAAUAUUUUGAUGAUAAAGGAAUACUCGAAGCUCAGUUGAAUGUAUUGGAAUCAUCAAUGCUACUGUUUAAACAAACACAAGAAACAGCCAUGAAUAAAAAGAAAAUGUUAGAUUUUAUUAAAAAUGUACCAAAUCUGUUUGUAUUUUAUGCUACCAUUGAGCAUCGCUUACAAAGUCUAUUUACUGGAGUCUUGGCUGCACAAGCUGGUUUCAUGAAACCCGAAUUGACAACAACAAAAGCUAACGUAGCAAAUACAUUACUUGAAUUAGCACCAUUAUCACUGAUACCAAUAAGCGAAGCCGCUCUAGGUCCCAUUAAAUUUGUAACUGGAAAAUUAAUUGAAGGUAUAGAUAAAAAACAACAACGAAAAGAAUUAUAUAAUAUAUCAGCAUUGGGUAAUAUCGGAGAAUUACAAAAAACAGCAACAGUUACAGCCGGCUUAUUGACUCUUUACUACAGUCACCAAAUUGAAUCAGUUGAUACUAAAAAACCAUUGGUUAAAGGUAGUAAUUCGUUAAUUACAACUACUGCCAAAAUAAAAAAUUCAUGGGAUUCUGGUCCGGAACCCGCGGAUGAACAAGUGAUUGUUUUACUUGCACAAUAUAUUGUUGAUUUUCUGGUGAAAAUACUGAAAUCACCUAGUGGAAAUGAUAAAAUUGUUAAAUAUGAACCGUUGGCUGAACAAUUGUGGUUAUAUGUCGCUAAACAAGAUAUGUUUAAGCAAGAGAAAACGACAAGAGCAAAAGAUACACUGGGGCUGUCCACGGGAAAACGUUUGAUACCAGUACGGAAAUCGGAUGAUGGUACAACUGUCGAAGUACAAGUACGACAACUAUUUGGCUGUGUAUCAAUCAUCACUGGCGAAGGUACCAUUUAUCGAUUUAGCCCUACAAAAACAAGUGAUUCUGAUUUGAAAUUAUUCGAUAUUCGUCAAAUGGAAGUUAUCUUUGGUUAUGUCUAUUUAGAUCCAUUUUUAGCUGAUGAUAACACUGUGAUCGAUACGAUUAUUUCAAAUCGAAAACUAGACAAAUUGUCUACACAACAUCCUGAUAAAGUUGAGAAAAUUGAUGCAAAUAUAACUGAUGGUGUUCUGACUCUAAGAAAUGUAUCGGGUGAGAAAUUGUCUUCAUCCGAUGGUGGUGCUAUUAGUCGACAAAUGGCGUUGUCCAUUGCUAAAGUAAUUACACAAGAAAAACUAUUUGUUAGCAAGGAUGAGGUAUCGGGCAUUAUUGAUAAACAUCGUGAAGAUAUCAAAUUUGAUACAAAUAGUUUGAGACAAGAAACAAAAGACUCCAAUUUCAAAUUUCAGACGUCAAUCAAUGCAGCUUAUGAAAAAAUUGGGCGCGAUUUUACUCAAAGUUUAGAAAAGCUAACUCGAGAAAAUGCUGAUCAAUAUGAGAAAGCUUCCAGAAAACUUGCUGAUCAAAUAAAAGAAUCCCAAACACGUUUGGAAACAGUAAUCACUACACGAAUGAAUGAAAUAGAAGGUGAAAUGGAAUCAAGAUGCGAUAAAAUGAUGGUCAUUGUUACCAGUGCUCAACAACAAGCCAAGGCGGCAGUCGAAACAUCGAAUAAGGCUGUUGAAACUGGCAAGAAAUGUGCCGCGAAAGCCAAAGAAUCAAGUGAGCAAGCCAGAGAACUCGUCCUCUCCACUGAUAAGCGUAAACAAGAAAUACUAGAAGCGAUGAAUAAAAGUUUGGAAAUAACUCGUGAAACAAUGGCACAACAAAAACACGAAUAUCAGGCAAGUUUGAAUGAAUUACACAGCAAAUCAAAAAUGGAAAUGGAACAAAUUCGAUUACUGGCCGAACAAGCAAAAACUUCAGCCAGAGAAUCAGCACAACUAGCCAGAGACUCCUACAAAUCUUCAAAAAAACUUGAGGACAUUCAUAAAGAUGAGAAAAAGAAACUUCAAAAUGCAUUGAAAGAAACAAGGAAAAUAUGUGAAAAAGCAGUAGAUAAAGCAGAAAAAGCAGCCAUAGAGGCUAAAAAAGUGUCAAAAAAAGCUGCAGCCACAGAUUAA